GCCAACCAGCCGCCGGGCCCGCCGCCUCCGCCACCGGGACCUCCCGGCGGGCCUGGUCCGGCCGGCCUCAUCCCGCCUCCGACGGGGCCGCGCAAUCCCAACAACACGCUGGUGGACGAGCUGGAAGCGUCCUUCGAGGCCUGCUUCGCCUCGCUGGUGAGCCAGGACUACGUGAACGGCACCGACCAGGAGGAGAUCCGCACCGGUGUUGAUCAGUGCAUCCAGAAGUUUCUGGAUGUUGCAAGACAAACCGAAUGCUUUUUUCUACAAAAACGACUCCAGCUCUCAGUCCAGAAACCAGAGCAAGUAAUUAAAGAGGAUGUUUCAGAAUUAAGGAAUGAAUUGCAGAGAAAAGAAGCAUUAAUUCAGAAGCAUUUGGGCAAACUGCGACACUGGCAGCAGGUGCUGGAAGACAUCAGCGUGCAGCACAAAAAGCCUGCAGAGAUGCCCCAGGGUCCAUUGGCGUACCUGGAACAAGCAUCUGCCAAUAUUCCUGCUCCAAUGAAGCAAACGUGAUCUCUUGACUUCCCAUCCCUGAAUAUUUUCAGCAAUGCGAAGCAGUGGGUGUUCUUUUUACUUUGUAUGCUUUUUGUAUAAUGUAAUUUGUACUACAAAUAUAUAAAUAGUUAAGACAAUUAAAAUAUUUUUUUUUCUUUUUUUUUUUU
Messenger RNA from Calidris pugnax (ruff), 665 nucleotides. It is a transcript of the gene MED28, whose product is annotated as mediator complex subunit 28. The transcript is spliced from 4 exons. Gene Ontology annotation, cellular component: mediator complex. NCBI's taxonomy places the organism in Eukaryota, Metazoa, Chordata, Aves, Charadriiformes, Scolopacidae. The annotation marks the transcript as partial. The record is from RefSeq and is a predicted model, not a curated record.